Molecule: messenger RNA, 720 nt
Organism: Cucurbita maxima (winter squash)
Lineage: Eukaryota; Viridiplantae; Streptophyta; Magnoliopsida; Cucurbitales; Cucurbitaceae
Product: cytochrome b5-like
Exons: 4
Coding region: 104-559 (151 amino acids)
Cellular component (GO): membrane; intracellular membrane-bounded organelle
Molecular function (GO): heme binding
Source: RefSeq, a predicted model, not a curated record
UCGCAAGAAAUGGCUGGUAGUGGUAGUCAAUGGAGAAGAAAUCGUGCUGAUUUGGGCUGUUUCUCCAAUUUCCUUCAACGUUCAUUCUUUGAUUGUUUAGGAAAUGGCUUCGGAUCCUAAGGUUUUCGUCUUCGACGAAGUGGCUAAACACAAUCACCAGCAGGAUUGUUGGGUUAUAAUCUCUGGAAAGGUGUAUGAUGUCACCUCCCUUCUAGAAGAGCAUCCUGGAGGUGAUGAAGUCUUGCUGUUAGCUACUGAAAGAGAUGCCACUGAUGAUUUUGAAGAAGUGGGUCACAGUUUAACUGCGUCAGAGCAAAUGGAAGAAUAUUAUGUUGGUAAUCUGGACAUGGCUACCCUUCCAAAGGCAGUUGCCAAUCGACCACCAGCACCCCAAUCGGGGACAGCGACAACAGCAGCAGCAAAACCAACAGCAGCAGCACCAACAACAACGUCAUCAGCUGAAUCUCCAGGAUCUUUGAUAAAAGUAUUUCAAGUUCUGAUUCCCCUGCUGAUUUUGGGUAUUGCAUUUUAUAUGCAAUACUAUGGCAAGAAACAGUAAGCGAAAUUUGUCCAACCAUAGAUGCCUUGAGUUUUGCAAUAAGCCAGAGCUGUGUAGUAGAAAUUCUAUCAUGUUCUGUCGAAGACAUUCUUUGUUAUCUAUCUAGGUUUCUCGGCCACAGCCUUCUUGGUAAUAUCUGAGAAGGGAAUUUUCAUUUGCCU